This is a messenger RNA of Argentina anserina (silverweed cinquefoil), 2688 nucleotides long. RefSeq names its product PHD finger protein EHD3. NCBI's taxonomy places the organism in Eukaryota, Viridiplantae, Streptophyta, Magnoliopsida, Rosales, Rosaceae. The transcript has 7 exons. The record is from RefSeq and is a predicted model, not a curated record. The coding region runs from base 205 to 2034 and encodes 609 amino acids.
UAUUUUUACUGAACAAGGUCCGCUCCACAACCUCAACACCUUCCUCACUUCCCAGAUUCCAAAAAUUUCCAUUCUUUCUCGGCCUCUGCACUCUUCUCUAUCACUCUCUCUCUCUCUCCCUCUCAGGUAUUGACUGCUGUGAAACCCUAAUUUGGCUGCUGUGGCUGUGAAGUCUGGGAGGAAUUGGGGUUUUGGUCUUUUGUGAUGGAAGUUGAAGAAGGAAAAUGCAAUGGAGAUAGCGUGGAGUGUGCUAUGGUAGCUCAAUGCUCCAACAUUGAAGCCAAUGGUUUUGGAGUUGCGAUUCGUAAUGGCAUUGCCAAGAGCAGCUCCUCGGGGCAAAGUGAGGGUAUUCGGACUUACAAGAGGCGGAGGCAUGAGAUGUGGAGUUGGGAGAGUAAGUCACAUGAAGAUGAGAGAGCUAAUGGGGAAUCGUCGAGUCAGAUGGUGGACCAGCGUCUAAAGCAGCCAGUGGGCCCAGUUAUUAACAACACCUCUUGUGAGCAACAUCUUCGAAGAAAUAGUUUUAAUGAUUGCUCAGAGGCACACUGGAGAAAUGUCAUACUGGAGCGCAUGUGUCAGUCAGUAAGUGAUGAUGAAGGUGGUGUACAGGUGUGCAUCAGAGAAGCCCUAGGCCAUCUUCGAGAAAUUGAUCACACACUGCCUAUGGAAUCUGAUAAUCAUAAUGAGGAUAGGCGCAAGUAUUGGCUGCCAGUACGGUCAGUCUGGAAUGGACCUCAUAAUGUAGCCAGUGGGCAGGAGGAUGUUAUAUCCAAUGGGUCUUCAAGUAAAUCAAAGCAUCAUACAGUCACUUCAACGUGCCAACAUGCUUUUUUCAAUAUCCUAGUCUCACAGAAGUUUGCUUCAUUGUGCAAACUGCUGUUACAAAAUUUUCAAGGAAUCAAGGCUGACAGCAUUUUUGACCUCAAAUGCAUAAACUCAAGAAUGAAAAGUGGAGUUUAUGAAGAUUCACCGUUGCUCUUCUCAAACGAUAUGCAACAGGUAUGGAGAAAGCUUCAAGUGGUUGGUACAGAAUUGAGUUCCCUUUCGAAAAGCCUAUCGGACAUGUCAAGGACUUGCAAGGACCAGGUCGGAGGUUCAGGCUACAACACAUUUGAAGACGGGAACAAUGAGUUCCAAGUCUUGGAAUCUGACUCUCAUACUAAGCUGGAGCAGACAGAGGAUUGGGGUGUAUACACAGUAUGCACUUGCAGGCAAUGUGGAGACAAGGCAAAUGUGAGUAAUUGUCUAGUAUGUGAUUCAUGUGAGGAAAUGUACCAUGUAUCUUGCAUUCAGCCUGCCGUCAAAGGCAUUCCUUCAAAAAGUUGGUAUUGUGCAAGUUGCACUGCUUGUGGUAUUGCAUCACCGCAUGAAAACUGUGAAGUGUGUGAAAGGCUGAUUGCCAGCAAAAGUGCAACUGAUGGAGUUGGCGGUGAAAAUGAGGAAACAUUCAAUGAGUUGGGAGAUAACUCCAACUAUAGUACAUAUGAUGGAGUUCAAUUAUCUGAAGAGGACGGUGACUUGAAUCUUUGCAAAGUUUGUGGAGCUGUGGUAAAGGGUGAGAUGGUGAAGAUUUGUGGUCAUCCAUAUUGCAUGAACAAAUACUACCACACGAGGUGUCUGACGGCAGGGCAGUUAAAGCUGCAUGGUCCACGUUGGUACUGCCCUUCUUGUUUGUGCAGAGAUUGUCUCACUGAUAAAGAUGAUGAUAAGAUCGUUCUUUGUGAUGGCUGCGAUCAUGCUUUCCAUAUCUAUUGCCUGAACCCACCACUAUGUGACAUUCCAAACGGAAAAUGGUUUUGCAGAAAAUGUACUGCAACAAUUCAGAUGAUACGCAGGGCAAAAAAAGCUUAUCAGAAAAAUGAAAAGCAACUGGAUAAGAAAAGUGAAGGAUCAAUUGACUGGAAUAAUAAAGUUGAUGAUGGGGUAUCAGAACAAGGUAGGGGUGGAAUGGACGUGCUUCUGCAUGCAGUUAAGACUCUAGAUCAUCAAAAAGAUAUGGCUGCCAUGGAGAUAAUGAGAAGUUUACAGGACUGAUGGAGUUUGUAGCGAUUUAGACUUUGAUUUUGAUACACUGAAUGAAUUUCUGUUUUGGUCUGUCAUUUAUGGGGGAUAUUCCAAGUGAAAGAUUUAAUGACGGAGAAUCGGAACAAUAUAGAGGCAUUUUAGCAGGAUAUCUGUGACAACUGCCUGCCAUUGAGGCUAUUUGAGAUGCAGUCAAGACACUAGAUCAUGAAAGGAGAUGAAGUGUUAACAAUAUGACAUUUCCAGGACUGACUAAUUCUCUGUGAGUAACGAUUUUGAUUUUGUAGUUAUAUAACUCUAGGCUAAGAAUGUCUUUAUUGCUGCCUUUUUGUGGGGAAUACUUUUGUAGGUUGUAAACCCUGUUGAUUCUGCUGACUAUGGAUACAUAACACAUCGAAAGAACAUGAUUUCAAAGGCUGUUUGUGUAGCUUGCUCCUUGCCGAAGUGCAGGAUUUGAAAAAAAAGAAAAGGACAUAGCAAUUGGGUAUACGACCAUUUUCAGAACUACCACCCAGAAUACUGGUGGUCUGUAACAUUUUACUGUGUAAGUAGUAACUCUAGGAGGGAAUCUGAAUGUAGUUCUUCUGUUGUUGAAAGAAGACGGUUCUUCAAAAUGAUAAAUGCUUCAUGUUCUUCUUGAUCAUAUAUCUCCAAUCUUCUGUUAUC